AUGUUUACCGAUAAAAAUUUUAGUCCUCAUUAUAAUGAUCUAGUUAUUCGAUUCAGUCCACAUUUAAAACACUUUAGAGAAAAGCCAUCCAAAGAUGAGUACACUAUUGCCAAAUGGCUGAAGAAGAAUGUACCGCAUAAGAAGACAAAAUUUUUAUAUCACAAUGUUGAAUACUUCACUGGUGUUAAAGCUGUUGAUGCAUUGAUGACAUCUCAUUUUGUCGUACCUAAAGAAGAAGGUAGCGAAACUUUGUUCAAAUCAAGAGCUGAUGUCGUAGAUUUUUUGGAUAUGAUGCUUAGGCAUAAAUUUUUUCAUCGAGCGAAAAAGGUGCCGGUAUCAGAGCAGGAAUUAUUAGCGAGGAAAAAAAAAAAGAAAGACAAAGAUGAGAAAAAAGAAGAAAAAAAAGAAAAUGAAGAUGCUGAAAGCAGUCAUGCGGAAGGAAAACCAGAUGAUACAAAGGUAAAAAAAAAAAAAAAAAGUGACAUAAAUUGUUUCUACGAGGAUGGUAAAGAAAAAAAAAAGAGGAAAAUUCGUUUAGAAAUGCAUUAUGAUCAAAUAUUUGCCGAUUGUUUAGAUGCUUAUGUUUGGAUUUAUGAUCCGAUACCAUUCCAUUAUUGGCUCUUUGGAACUUUAUUAGUUCUUGGCGCCAUUGGAAUAUGUUUAUUUCCUCUUUGGCCACCUGAAGUCAGAAAAGGAGUUUAUUAUCUUAGCAUAGUUGCUAUCGGUUUUCUUAUAUCAAUUGUUUUGCUUGCUCUUAUACGGCUUAUAGUAUUUUGCAUACUCUGGUGUUUAACUUCUGGAAAACAUCAUUUAUGGCUUUUACCUAAUUUAACUGAAGACGUUGGAUUUUUUGCAUCAUUUUGGCCACUCUAUCAGUAUGAAUACAAAUCCCAUGAUGGUUCGGACAAGGGUAAAAAAAAGAAAAAGAAAGAUAAAGAUUCAGACAAUGAAAAUGAUGAUGAUGAUAAUGACACUGAAAAAUUUGAUGAAGACAGUAACGAGAGAGGAGACUCAGAAAAUGAAGAAGACAACGAGCCAAAGACGUCGGAAGGUGAAAGGAAUAGUCCUUCAGAAAGCGAAUCGGAAAAUUCAAGUCAAAAAUCCCAGACUGGAAAAGAUUUUGAAAUGGUUGAAAAAGAAGAAGUUGAUUUUGCUUCCUAA
Pediculus humanus corporis (human body louse) is the source of this 1161-nucleotide messenger RNA. RefSeq lists its product as uncharacterized. The record is from RefSeq and is a predicted model, not a curated record. Bases 1 to 1161 code for a protein of 386 amino acids. The transcript has 8 exons. Gene Ontology annotation, cellular component: endoplasmic reticulum membrane; endoplasmic reticulum. Lineage: Eukaryota; Metazoa; Arthropoda; Insecta; Psocodea; Pediculidae. Gene Ontology annotation, biological process: post-translational protein targeting to membrane, translocation.